Messenger RNA from Prorocentrum cordatum, 1368 nucleotides. Lineage: Eukaryota; Dinophyceae; Prorocentrales; Prorocentraceae. The record is from the annotation of a GenBank genome assembly.
AUGGCCGGCGCGGGCCCCGGGGCGGCGUCGCUGGCGCUGGCACUGGCCGUGCGCGGGCUGCUGGGCGCCGGGGCGGAGACGAUCUACCAGACGAGGCUGGAGCCGGACACGAGCUGCUGGAGGCUGGGGCUCCAGGACACGCUGGACGAGUCGCUCUGCCGGACCUUUGCCGAGGACUCGCUCGGGCUGGACACUGGCACUCAGUACUCGGUGAUCAGCGGUUUCAACAUGGGGUAUUACGGAUGCUUCUAUGAUGCGGGGCUAAACGCCGUCAUCUUCAGCGUGGACGGCGACGAAGGCUACGAGUCCCCCGCCGCCAGCAGCAUAUGCAUCGGCUCCACAACCUCGACCACCACAACCACUUCAGCAACGUCCAGCACCACAUCGACGACCACGUCCACUUCCUCCAGCACCGCCACGACUACAUCCACGUCUACGUCUACUUCCACUAGCUCCACGACCACAUCUGUGACCUCCAGGUGGCGGACUACAACAACUACCGUCACCACGUCCACGUCGACGACGGCCUCAACGACGACAACCACGUUGACGACGUCUACAUCCACCACUACGUCCACGACGCUGACGAGCUCCACUUCCACAACGACGACGAAGACGACGACGACCUCGACGACCACGUCCACCACGGCGACGACGACGACGACGACGACCUCGACGCCCACGUCCACGUCCACCACCACAAGUUCCAAGACCACUUCGACGUCCUCCACCACGUCCACCUCCACGUCCGCGACCACUUCGACCUCCACCACCACGUCCAUCUCUUCGACGACAACAACCACCACCACCGACCCGCAGGCACCCGUGAUGUCCUUGCUGGUGAGUGCGUUGCCAACGGGAGCGCAGGAGUUGGUGGUGGAGUCCGAGGCGGGGUUCGUCGUGGGGGACACCGUCCUGAUCUCUCACGGCGGCCACUCCGAAGCGCGCACGAUCGCGAGCUUUGGGUCCAUCGUGCUCGACGCGCCCCUGGCCUACGCCUAUCCCGCGGGCUCCACCGUCCUCAAGCAGGAGCACCCGCCCAUGAGCGGCGGCAGGUCGGCCCAGAGCGCCUCCACGCUCCUGGUCCUGGGCCUCCUGGGCGGCGCAGGCGGCGCAGCCCUCUGCCUCUGCGCCUGCCGCACCUGGUGCGGCCGCCGGGCCCGCAGGCGACGCGCGAGGGGCGGCAAGGUCGCCGUGUUCCCCGAGUGGCACGAGGUCGUGCCCGCGGACUGCACCGCCGGGGGCGCGGCGGUGCACUGGAGCACCGCCGAGGCGGUGCAGUGGGCCCCGGGCGCGGCCGCGCUUCGGGGGGCGGGGGCCCCUGGCGCCUGGCAGCCGUGGCCCGGCGAUGCCGCCGGCGGCCGCUGA